Messenger RNA from Didymodactylos carnosus, 1326 nucleotides. The record is from the annotation of a GenBank genome assembly. Lineage: Eukaryota; Metazoa; Rotifera; Eurotatoria; Philodinida; Philodinidae.
AUGUCACUGACAGAAGUAGAAGAACUAAACUUAGAUUAUUACAGCAUCCUUUUAAUUAACAGUUUCUUAUCUACAUCUUUAAACCGUGAUCUAUCACUUUUUUUUCAUCAACCAGCAUCCUCUAUACCGCAAGGCUUCACAUCAGUUCUGUUUGAAAUUGAACUUGAUACGCGUAAAAGCUCUCGUACAUUUGCAAAUAUAUCUCAUCUGAGUGAAUUCCAUGAAGAAAGUGAAGUUCUUUGUAUGAUGGGAAUGCACUUUCGAUGGAAGGAAUCUUCUUACAAUGUUGAUGAAGAAAACUACACAAUAAAGCUGGAAUUAUUUGAUGAUACUUCAUUGAAAGAGAUCAAAGAAUAUCAUCAAGAUACGAAUCUUAGGAGAAAUUUACAUGAAUGUUCCAGAAUGCUUAUUGAUGAUUUGCGUGAGAUACCAUUGAUGGAGAUAAAUAUCAUUUUCAAUGAAUUGUGUAAGUUAUUUCCAUUGGAGAAUGAUUGGUUAGAAGCACAUCGAUAUCGUUGUCUUGGUAUUCACUGGAGAGAGGACCCAUCUCAUCGUGCUGAAUCUGAAUCUAUUUAUUAUGAAAAAGCCAUCGAUAUUUGGGAAAACUAUAAAAGUGAUAGUGAACUGAAUGUUAAUAUUGAUAUUGGCGAUAUUCAUCUUGAAAUCGCUAAUUGUCAAAUGGAAGAUUUUAGUUCUGAAGUUAAACAUUUAGAUCUCGCAAUAGCUAGUUAUAUUUUAUCUCUUGACAAACCCAUGGUGGAUAAAGAAAGAGCUGAGAUUUAUGGAAAAUUAUCAAAAAUUUAUCUUCUUAAAAGACCGUACAGUGACAUGGAAAAUGAAGCAUGUGACAAUCGAUUAGUCAGUGAUGAAACAAAGGAAAUGCUCAAGUAUAAAAACCUGGAACUGCAAGAAACUCUCAAAUUUUGUAAACAUACGGAUAAAAAAGUAUUAGAGUUAUAUGGAAACUUGGCUCAUAUCCAGAAAUUUAUAGGCUAUUUCGAUGAGGCCUUGGUCAAUUUUGAGAAAGUAAAUCAAUGCUGCAUGGAUCUGAAAAAUGAGACAGAUCGACAUAUCCGUCUGUGGGCGAACUAUAAAUCCGUAAUGGAAAUCUAUAGAGAUUUUAAGCAGAAUUAUUCUACAGCACUAUACUAUCAAUUACUGGUAAUAGAAAAUGUUACAAAACUGUAUUCAAUAACACCCGGUGAUAGGAACCUUGAUUAUUGGAGCUUAAAGGAGAUUCAGUCGAAUAAGUCCACAAUAGCUCAAACUUAUUUUGACUUAGCAGAUAUCUAUAUAAAAACAGCCGUGUUUGUACUGAUGUUAUAG